AUGGUUGAUAUUCAAAUCCCAAGUACAUUCGAUCCAUUCGCGGAGGCCAAAGAAUCGGAUGCACCAGGUACAAAAGAGUAUGUGCAUAUUCGCAUACAACAGCGGAAUGGAAAGAAGAGCCUAACCACAGUGCAAGGGCUGAAGAAGGAGUACAGCUAUGAGAAGAUCUUAAAAGACCUCAAGAAAGAGUUUUGUUGCAACGGAAACGUUGUCAAUUGUAAGGAUCUCGGCAAGAUUAUACAACUCCAAGGCGAUCAGCGCAAGAAUGUUUCGCACUUUCUUGUUCAUGCUGGUCUCGUCCGAAAGGAUAACAUCAAGAUUCAUGGUUUUUGA
Messenger RNA from Lathyrus sativus (Indian pea), 333 nucleotides. The record is from the annotation of a GenBank genome assembly. Lineage: Eukaryota; Viridiplantae; Streptophyta; Magnoliopsida; Fabales; Fabaceae.